Messenger RNA from Debaryomyces tyrocola, 3129 nucleotides. NCBI's taxonomy places the organism in Eukaryota, Fungi, Ascomycota, Pichiomycetes, Serinales, Debaryomycetaceae. The record is from the annotation of a GenBank genome assembly.
AUGGAACACUCUCAGGUUGUUUUAAAUGCGGUAGUUAACCAAAAUAACCCAGAUAACAACAUCCGAAAGAAUGCUGAAAUAGAAUUCAAUCAUAUGUGUGGUCAGGAUCCAUCUUCAGUGACAUAUAUCUUGAAUCAGCUGUCAAUAAAUGAAGAGUUACCGAUAGAUAUUAGGCAAUCAUGUCUAUUACAUUUACGGAGAAUGGUUCCUAAGUAUUGGUCGUUGGCAUUCCAAUCAUUUGUUGGACCACCAGUCAAUCAAGAAUUGAAGCAGAUGGUAAGGCAAAAUUCUAUUCAAUUGGCAACGUCAACUAAUAAUUCUAAAUUAAGAUCGGGAAGUUCCUAUGUUAUUGUUCAAAUUGCGGCCUCUGAUUAUCCUGAUGAGUGGCCAGAUUUGUUGAAUCAAUUAUUUAUGCUGACGACAAACUAUGACAAUAGAAACGCAAUGAUCGGUGGGUUGACUGUUUUGAAUGACUUGUUUGAUGACUUGAUUUCUGAAGACCAGUUCUGGGAUGGUGGUGUAGGUGGCGAAUUGACUAAUCAUAUUAUCAAGUUGUUAAAUAACGAGACGAUUGAAUCUGAUAUCAAGACCACCUGCAUCAAAUUGUACCAGAGCAUCUUAAAUGUGUUGCAAAGUCCUGAAUCAUUCACAAGUGAACAGAGGAAAAUUUCAGUUUACCAGCAUGUAAGCUCAUCAGUAGAUUUAUUUGUGGCCCUCUUGGAUAAAUCUAUUGUUAGUUCGAUUUCUACAGCUGGUAACCCGGUAAUGUUAAGCGCAAUUUAUUUCAGAACGUAUAUUUACAAGACCUUGAAUAGCUUUUUGGGUAGUUUCAACAGAAGAAUUGUUUUAAAUGUUAAGCAAUCUAUAAUGGGACUCGUAUUAAAGGAUUUUAAACAUGUAUCCAAGUAUUAUAAAAGUGUUGUGGUAUCGGAGGAUAACGAUACAGCGAUUGUAACCACUCCUGAAUUAUCACUGCCUAUCGAAGUUCUUUCAAACUUAAUCAUAGAGCUCUUGCUGACGGUAUCUGUAUUGCAAAAUGACAUUCAUAUUUCAAACGACAUGAAUGCUUUACAUGAAUUUAUUCAAGACUUAGUUGAAUGUUCAUUGUUGCCACGAGAAACUAUUCAGCAGUAUGAAUCUGACUUUAAUGUAUAUGUAACUGAUAUAACUGGCUUAUCUUCAACCACAUCAGUGCGUGAUUCUGUCAAUGAAUUAUUUUCUGAAUUGAAUGAUCAGGAUGCAAGCCUGGUGUUUAAUUUAAUUAUCCAGUAUAUGACUUCUGCAGAUAAUUACAAAUGGGAGUUAAAGGAAUGCUAUUUGUAUUUAUUUGAAAGUUUAUUGAUGAAUGAAGAUUCUACACAUAUUGGAAAAAAUGCAUCUUUGACAGAUUUAUUAAAUAUUGCAACAAAAUUCAUAUCGUAUGAGAAUUCUCCUGAAAAUCAUCAGUUAGUAAUUUCUAGAUGCUUUUUACUCCUACCAAAAUUUUUUUCAAAAUUUGAAGAUGAAUUAUCACUAGACAGUUUCGGUAUUAAAGCUUUUGUGGAUAUGAUCAAAUUUACUUCUAACUAUAAUGAUGAGGAUGAUUUAUUUUCUUUGGUAAAGGUUAGUGUAUUAGUUAGUUGUACAUUCUAUAAACAAUUAUUGAAUUUUGAAAAAUCACCCGAUUCUUCUACCAGGCAAGAAGUCCAAUUAGCUAUUUUCCAAAUAACUUUGUCAUUAGUUGAAGAAAGUGAAGAAGAUAGCUUACCAGCAUUAUUGGAAGCAAUUACUGUUGGAAUAGACCUAGAUAAUGAAUAUGCAUCAAAAGCGGUUGUUUCCGAUGAAACGAGUGUUCUAGGAUUAAUUUUUAAAAUUUCUUUCCAAGACUCAGCCAAUCUCCAAUUAACGGUCGAUUCUUCAGAAUGUUUAAGAGCUUUAUUAGGUGAUAUAUCAAUUACUGAUUACAUGAUAAGCUGCGAAAAGUCAUUGCCAUUCAUCUUAACUAUAAUUCAAAAUUCUCUCGCCACUGGAAAAGCUGAAUAUUCGCCUGAUUUAGAUUUGGCAUUAGAAUUGCUUAGUGUCAUCAUUGAUUCAUCGCCUGACAACUCUGAAUUCCCUAAUGAAGUAUUCAAUUACGCAUUUCCGGUUUUGAACAAGUUGAUUCUUCUCUCAACUGAUGACCAAAUUUUACAGAGUGCGGGCCAGGUGUUUAACAACAUAUUACAAAAAGCAUCAAAAUCAUUUAUAGAUUAUAUUGAUGCCGAGACUAAGAAAUCCGGAAUGGAUUUAUUAUUAACAAUUGUCUCCAAAUUCCUCUCGCCUGACUUAUCAGAUAGUGCUGCAAUGGAUUGUGGUUCUAUUGUAUUAUCAUUAAUUAACAAAUUCCAAUCAUAUUUAAGCAAUGAUUUCUUGAUGCAAAUUCUCGAAGCAACUGUUCGAAGAGUAGUAGCUGCAAAAGAAGUCAUUACUAUUGAAAACUUAAUCAUGGUAUUUUGUAACUUGGUUUUAACUUCUUCUGCGGACAUGAUUAAUUUUUUGAGCAAUGAUAUUAAGCUUCAAGAUCCUAAAACGGGAGAAAAAAAAUCAGGCCUUGCGCUUGUUUUACCUAUAUGGUUCCUGUCCUUCGAAAUAACAAGAGGAUAUGAAAAGAUUAAACAAAAUACUUUAGCCUUAGGCAAAAUUUUCACAUUAAAUUCGGAAAGUGUUCAAAUGUUGAUUGUCGAUGGUGACAUUAUUCCGUAUCAGGGAGACUUAAUUCGUACAAGGUCCAUGACAAAGGCGAUGCCAGAUCAGUAUACUCAGAUUUCAGCGCCACAAAAGAUUUUGAAACUUUUAAUCAGCGAAUUGAAUUUCCAGUGUCAACAACCAAAUGCUAAUGAUUAUUUGCCUGAAGCAGACGACGAUGGAGACGAUGAGGGAUGGGAAGAUAUGGAUGAUAUUGGAGUACCAAAUUAUGAGAAGUUGAAAUCUUAUGUUGAUUCAGAUCAUGACGAAGAGUAUGAUGACCAAAAAGGUAAUGAUGAUUUGAAAAUUAUCUUGGUCCAAUUUUUCAAAGAAUGCACUACAAAAAACUUAGGCGACUUCCAGAAAUACUACGAACUAUUGGAUGAUGAUGAAAAGAAAAUUUUAACUGAGAAUAUUGCUUUUUAG